AUGGCGAAACACUUUAAACAGGACUUCAUGAAGACUCUGGUCUCAGAGUGGAGAGGGCAAAACGCCGCGUGGGAGGGAAUGCUGACGCUCGUGCAAUCCGCAUCUGCGUUGUCGUUUGCAGUUCGAGCGCCUUCCCACAACGAUGAGGAACUAAAACAGCUACACACGCAUGCGCUAGAUAUGGUGAGAUAA
Messenger RNA from Ectocarpus siliculosus, 192 nucleotides. The record is from the annotation of a GenBank genome assembly. Lineage: Eukaryota; Phaeophyceae; Ectocarpales; Ectocarpaceae.